CAGUCUGUCGCCUGUUGCUCCAACUAGUUGACCAGACAGCUCAGUGCAGGUCAGAAGUUAGAAACCGGUCCAUUCAGACUCUCUGCUCGUGUUUUAUCUCAACCGUAGCCUGUUUUUGAACAGCACGUUUUAUUCGUGGUCUCGGGACUUUGGAACCAUGCAGCUGAGUGCUGUCCAGCCGAGCCUGUGAGAUGGAGAAAACCUCAGCAGAAGAUGACUGCGUGGAUUCAGGAGCCGAGACCGGAGGGUCUGAUUACAGUCCCUUGUCCUCAACGAGCAGUGAGUUAUCCAUGGGCGAGUUCCAGGAUCCCUUCCUCGUCAGCGUCCACCUCAUCGCCGACCCCGGCCAGGGCAAGUUCCUGCAGCGUGCUGCUGAUGCUGUGCUGGCGUGGGUUCACCCUGAGCUGCAGCUCUUCCGGGUCUCAGAGCGGGCCUCCAUCUCCCAGCGACCCAGGCACAAGCAUCAUCAAAACGGCAGCCCGGCUGCAGCCUGCCAGCCAGCCCUGGCGGUCAUCCUCUUCGUCCAGGAGGGGUACGGCGGUGAGGAGCAGAUACUGAUGCUGCAUCGUACUCUGCAGAGGCCACCUUGGCACUACCACCACACCGAGAAAGUCAGCAAUGGCCGGCGGAUGCUACCGCUGACACCAUGCAGUCAAGACUUUUUCACUCUGUCUCCUGGCACGCCGCUGUGGGCUGUGCGGCAGGUCCAUUAUGGGAAAGAAAUCGUGCGAUUCACUGUUUAUUGCCGACAUGAGAAUUACGUCGACAUGGUGCGGCUUUACAAGCUGCUGCUUCAGCGCAGGGUAGCACAGAAGAAGGAGGACUUUUGCUUCUUUGUGGUGUACUCCAACCCGGAUAUGGAGAUCCAGCUGUCGUUUAAGAGGCUCCCCCGAGGUCAGAGCCCAGUGGUGCUGGAGUCAGCGGUGAUGGAGGUGAGAGUACGAGAUGUCGGGGCGCUGGUGCCCCUGCUGCCACACCCUUGCAGCCCAAUCAGUGAGGUCCGCUGGCAGACAGAGGACUACGAUGGAAAUAAGAUCUUGCUGCAGGUCCAGGGCGUACACUUCAAACACCAACAAGGUCCCUGCCACAUAUCAUCCAGUAUCACUGAAUCAGCCUCGGCUCCAUCUACCUUCACCCGAAACGCUUCCUCCUACAGGAACCGUCGGCACCACCAUCGGGCGACAUCCCGUCUCAGAGUCCACCAGACCCCCCACAGCUCCCACCCUCUGCCCUACGAGGAGCCGGACGAGCAGGAGCAGUGGGCAGACCAGCAACAUCCGGACAGCUGGAGGACCCAGUGGAGGGGCCACCGGUCUAGCUCCCUCUUCUCACUACCCAACCUGGGCUCAGCCAGCUCCCACUCCACCUGCUCCUCUCCUGGCCCAUCUCCCAGCCCCCAUCACAGGAGCCACUCCCUCAACAGGAGUUCCUCCCUCGUGCCGCCCUUCCGGCUCAACAUUGACGCUCUGGUUGGGGCUGAGGAGACGGAUGUGGACACAGGGGACAAAGUAAAUCCAGGCAGCAGUGUGGACCUUACAGUGGUGUCUGCGUACAUCAAAUCCACCAUGCCACAGACUCGGCCAUUAUCGGCGCCACCAGAAGACAUCGGACCCUCCCUCUCUCCUGGAAUCCCAGAGAACACCUAUAGGGCAGCCACACUGGGCCGGACUCCAAACAGCUUCACCACCAACACCCCAUCUACCUUGUUGGGGUUAAGGAUCCAAAGCACCAGUGUGAACACAAGUACCGCUCCAUCCCUGAGCGAUGUUUCCAUAAACCAGUCAGACAGUUGCAGCAUUAUUAGUGCACCAGUUGAAGAGGCAGACAAGGUAGAAGAAGACCAAGAAUUCUACAUUUGAUCUGUUGUUGGAAGCUGGGAGGACUCUCUCUGGCCAGUAAUGAAUGACAGUCGGUACAGUUCUACUCUGCCCCCUGGUGUUUGAUAGUAAAACUUAAAUGACAGUGAAACUGUAUCUGACGUUCUCAUGUAUUUGUUGUUUUUGCAUGUAGAUUUAAGCUUUGUAAAUGUCAGGUUAUAUGUAAGUAAAUGAAACUACACAUUUAAAGGACCAAUCACAUAACUGUGUACAGAAACACUAUUCAAUAAAUGUUUUUCUCCAUCACUUGUGCU
Messenger RNA from Morone saxatilis (striped sea-bass), 2131 nucleotides. RefSeq names its product protein FAM124A. Bases 192 to 1859 code for a protein of 555 amino acids. NCBI's taxonomy places the organism in Eukaryota, Metazoa, Chordata, Actinopteri, Moronidae. The record is from RefSeq and is a predicted model, not a curated record. The transcript has 4 exons.